This is a messenger RNA of Sphaeramia orbicularis (orbiculate cardinalfish), 3039 nucleotides long. RefSeq names its product amyloid-beta A4 precursor protein-binding family A member 3. Gene Ontology annotation, biological process: chemical synaptic transmission. Lineage: Eukaryota; Metazoa; Chordata; Actinopteri; Kurtiformes; Apogonidae. Gene Ontology annotation, cellular component: dendritic spine; plasma membrane; cytoplasm. The transcript is spliced from 12 exons. Gene Ontology annotation, molecular function: protein binding; amyloid-beta binding. Bases 296 to 2392 code for a protein of 698 amino acids. The record is from RefSeq and is a predicted model, not a curated record.
CGCAGCAGGUAAUACACAGUCGGCGAAUAAAUAAAAUCUGUCGUCAACGGCUGCAACAAUGACAGCAAAACGGGGCUUAAAACAGCCGCUUUAGUGGAACCAGGGCUGUGUGAGGUAUUUAUUCUUAGCCUUAAUGUUAUUGUUAGCAUGACGAAUAUAACUAAACCAAAGUUUUGGAGAAGACUGAAACCCCAAACCUCUUCGACUCAUCAUCAGCGGCGCCGAGAAGAGUCUGAGUCCGAGUCCGAGCACAAAGACCCGGACACGGAGCCCGAACAGCCGAUUUUCUUACAAAAUGGACUCGGACGUUUGCUCUGCUGACCACCCGGGACCCGCCCCCUCAGAGACCCGGCAGUCCGACUCGGCCCUGGUUGACGUGGACUCCCCGGCCGUCGUCAUCAGGCAGCCCGGCGCCGAGGCGGAGGAUCUGGAUUCCUACAACCCGAUCGAACCUCCUCCUUUGGACUGGAGGUCAGACUCGUCCAGCGAGGCGGGUUCAGUGGACGACCUGGAUGACCCCGGCUUCCCUCCGUCUGAGGACAGUCUGGACAAGGCCGGUCCAGAUCGGCUGGUGUUGGUACCGCUGGAUGCGAGUCAGACUGUGGUUCAGCCCGAUGUAGACCAGCAAGAGGAGGUUGGAAACGACACGAUUCAGGACGAUGAGGAGGGAGGUGGAGGUGAGGAGACAGAGCAGGCAAAAGCUGAGGACGAGGUGGAGGUCGAAGCUGCAGAGGAACAUGAGGGAGCUUCCAGGUUAGAUGAUGAAGACCACAGCCGCAUCCAUAGCCUCUUAAACCGGCUCCAGCUGAUGGGGGAGGAGCCUCCUCCGAGCCGCCGGACCCCGCCUCACUUCGCCCAGCAUCAGUACUCCGCCCUGUCCGAUCUGGAGGCGUGCGCCCCCUCUCUAAUCCCAGACGACAGUGAAACCACCGGUCUGCUGUUUUCUGAAAACCACCAGAGGGACCUGCUGGGACUCCUACAGUGCACGGACCUCAGCACUCCACCCCGUCCCCCCCGUGGGUCCAACAGAGGGGACGUGGAUGCCGUGGUGUCCGUGUCCUACAGCCACAAGGACACGCAGAAGUACUGGGAGAAUUAUGGGAACGUUGACCAGCAGCGGCACAGAGAUGACUCCCUCACCUCGCUGCCCGAUGACGAGUAUCCUGAGCCAGUGUGGAUGAAGGUGGGGGAGGAGCCUCCGGAAGAGGAAGAGGAAGAAGCUUCUGCAGUGACGGAGAGUGCUGAUGAUCAUCCUGCGUAUAAAGAUGUGCCUGGUCCGUGUGAUCCCGAAGACCUGCUGGACGGUGUGAUUUUUGGUGCCAAAUACCUGGGCUCGACUCAGAUCAAAUCAGACAAGAACCCGUCGACGAAUGCCCGAAUGACCCAGGCCCAGGAGGCUGUGGAACGCAUCAAGGCUCCGGAGGGCGAGUCUCAGCCGAUGACGGAGGUGGAUCUGUUCAUUUCCACCCAGAGAAUCAAAGUGCUCACUGCUGACACACAGGAAGCCAUGAUGGAUCACCCGCUGCAGAUGAUCUCUUACAUCGCAGACAUCGGUGACAUCGUGGUUCUGAUGGCGCGACGGAAACGUAAAGGGCAGGACGCCGACUCUUCAUCUGCGUCUCAGAAGAAAUGCUUAAUGAUCUGCCAUGUGUUCACCUCUGACGAUGCCCAGACCAUCGCCCAGGCCAUCGGUCAAGCGUUCGGAGUCGCCUACCAGCAGUUUCUUCAAGCCAACGGCAUCAAGGCCAGCGACCUGAGGCCCAGCGAGUACAGCGACUUCCUGGAGAAUCAGGAGCUCUACAACGGAGACCUGGCCCACUUCUCAGACUCCCAGAACCUCAGAGAUGUGGUCAUCACCAAGGCCCCCGGGGAGAUCCUGGGUCUGGCCGUGGUGGAGUCCGGCUGGGGCUCCAUCCUCCCCACCGUGGUGGUGGCCAACCUGCUUCAUGGAGGACCGGCCGAGCGCUGCAGCGAGCUCAGCAUCGGCGACCGCAUCAUGUCAGUAAACGGCACGAGUCUGGUGGGUUUACCCAUCACCACCUGCCAGAACAUCAUCAGGGACUUGAAAAGCCAAAAGUAUGUGAAGCUCAGCAUUGUCCACUGCCCUCCUGUUACCAUGGCGAUUAUCAGGAGACCAGAUCCCAAGUUUCAACUGGGCUUCAGCGUGGAGGACGGCAUCAUCUGCAGUCUGAUGCGAGGCGGCAUCGCAGAGAGAGGCGGCAUCCGUGUCGGACACCGCAUCAUUGAAAUCAAUGGACAGAGCGUGGUUGCAAUGCCGCACGAAAAGAUCAUCCAGACCCUGACGAACGCUGUGGGAGAGAUUCACCUGAAGACGAUGCCAGCCUCAACUUACCGACUCCUCACAGGACAGGAGCAGCCAGUGUUUCUUUGAGCACUUCCUGCCUUUAUCGUGGACAUAAUAUAUAUAUAUAUAUAUAUAUACUGCACAGUGUUCAGGCUUCAUGAACUUCCGCCAAACAGAGAAAACAUUAUGCAACUUAUUUUAUAUGAUUUCAUCAUGGUGUUUUUACACCAUGGAAGACGCAUAGGUAGUCUAAUUAAAUAUUUUUAAGGUGUAAAACAUUGAAAUGUUGAGAAAACACAUUUUAAAACGACAGGGAAAGAGGAUAGUUCAGUUUAUAUUUAUCAGAUAUUUAACAACGCAGGCAGUAGCUUCACUGCAACGAUGCAUAAACGUCACUAACGUACACGAGGAUACUGUACUUCAGAUCGUUUUUAGUCUUCCUGCUCGGUGUUUUUAUGCCGGCGUGCCUGAAUUAAAAGUGUUUUACGGGGAAAGUAUUGAGUCAUGCAGGUCUGUACAUUUCAUUGUGCUGUACUUUCAUACACGUCAGACCUUUAAGGCUUCUAGUGUGGCUGUUUUCUUCAUUUGAUGCUUCCCUGACCUCACCCAACAGGAAGAAAUAUGCAUAUUUCACAAAUUAAUAAGGAAAAAAACUCUGCCUUAUUUGAUAGAGAGAUGCUUAUAUUUUUAAGAAUUUGCUGUUUUGGAUGUUUAUUAAAAUGAUCUGUAAGAUA